AUGAGCUUGAGACCAGAUGAGAGCUCAGAGCUCGCAAAUGAUAAUCAUGCAGGAAGUAAUCAGAACCUACAGACCGAAACUGCAGAAACAGUACAAGAGCACGAGGAUUGGCAUACAAUGGGAAUGAAUGGGAAUAAGGACACAGGCGGGGAUGUAGGAGAGCGGGGAGAGGGGAAAGAGGAAGCGUCGAUCGGGACAGCAGCAACGACAUCAAGGGUGCUGGAAUAUUUGCAAGAAGCAAGGAAGGAAAGUGGAGGAUUAGAAUCAGCGAAUGUCUCUGUAUUCCACUCAUACAAGAAUUCUGAUGGGGAAGAGAUAGAACAAGAGGGUUCACAUACCGAUUCCCAAGAUUCACAUUUGCCUCACGCAACAAAUGGACGAAAUAGUCCUGCCCCGUCUUUCUCUAACCCUGACGAUACACCUUCGGUACAUGGUUCUGUGGCAUCUUCACGCACCAGUAGUGCAUUUGGAUCCAGAUUCUCACCCUCACCCUCACUACGACCGUUUGAUAGGAGAUUUCAAUCUCGCUUGCAACCUGGGACUCCGACGUUGUCUCAAUCACCUCGUGCUCUUUCACCAGCUCUUCUUAGUCCACAUUCGAGAUCCUCUUCAUCGGGUAGCCAAGCAGAGAAUAUUACUUUUGGAGCAUUGGAUGAAGGAUCAGCACCAUGGGAUGUUGUUCGGUGGACUAAGCUCAAAAAGAUCAAGAAUCAACUCUUUUCAGAAGCCGGAAAACGUAGUUUUGGUACCCCCACAUGUAUUACCGUUUCUGCAACUAUUGCUGUAGGAACUUCUAAGGGUAGCAUUUUAAUUUUCGACUAUAAUCAAACUCUUCAAUCUAUAAUAGGGCCUGGAACGCAAGCUGUCGAAUGUGGUCCUAUAACUGGCAUGGCUAUCUCUGCGGAUCAUACCACGAUUGCAGGAGGCCAUUCUUCUGGACAUAUUUUCACUUGGGAACUAUCUAAACCUAGUCAACCAUUCCUACAGAUCCCUCCACUGCCAUUAUCCCAACUUGAAAAUCGAAAAGCAGAUGGUCAUGUCGAAGGUGUCUCAGUGCUCCAUCUUGGAUUUCUCGGGACACGACACACGGCUUUAGUUUCUGGGGAUGAUAGAGGAAUGGGGUUUUCACAUUUGGCUACUAGGGGGUUAGGGAUAGUCAGAAGGGUGGUGAAAACAACUAGGAUUUUGGGGCGAUAUCCCCUGGAUAUUGCACCCACCGGGCGUCCUCGAAAGCCUAGUUCAGUCCUUGGGUUUUCCGCCCUACCCUUAGGAAACUCUCCACAAAAAACAGACACAAUGGGGCUUGUGGCCUUAUUAACACCCUAUCUUCUCGUCGUGGUUUCUACAACGCCCAUUGCUCAAACGCAACACAAAGCUGCAAGACCGAAGGAGGUUGCGGCCGAUUCUGCUCUUUCAGGCUGCCUAGCCUGGUAUCCUUUCACGAAACUAAAACAGGCUGCCAUAGCUCCGGAUGCAACACACCCAUCGUCGAAUGCACGAUUAGUAUAUAGCUGGUCGAAUGUUUUGACAUUAUUGGAGCUCUCAAUUGUUGAGUCCGAGGAAAAGGAGGAUCCAAAUCGUCCCCCUGUUUUAGAAUUCCGACCUAAAAGUCGAUUUCGGUGUGACGAAGCUAUUGUAGCCGUACAGUGGAUUAAUCGCCAGAUAAUCGCUGUCUUGACAGUUACGCAACGAUUAAUAAUACUGGAAGAUAUUGCAUUGCGGGUUACAGAAACAUUUGAUUUGAUGCCCAAGCAAAUUCUUCAUCUAGAUGCUUUCUCCACACAACUCGGGCCUUUAGUUGACCGAAUGGACGAUGAAAGCUCGAUGCAUCCACACGUAGCAGACGCCUUCUAUAAUAGUUUCAAAACCUAUAAAGGGAGAAUGUUUCUUCUGGGUCAGUACGAUUUGUUUGUUGGUGCGCUUUCUAACUGGGCUGAUCGACUUCUUGCAAUGAUGGAGGUCGGAGACUUUAUCGGCGCUAUUCGUCUUGCUACAACAUACUAUAUUGGAGAAACUACAAAGUUGACGAUUGGUUUGCCCGAGGAUUCUGGCUUGCGCCACCCAAUAGUGCGAGAAAGGCUUUUGGAGAUGAUGUCUGCUUCUUUGCGAUAUGCUUUUGGCAAAAACCGAAAGUCAUCGCAAACCGAGCCUUUAGGGAAUGAUCAAUUACAGGACCUUGCUACUGUUUGCUUUGAUGCUUGUUUGGCAAUGGGUGCUACAGACUUUUUGUUUGAAGAGGCCUUUGACCAUUUCGAACAAGGCUCUGUUCAGGGCAUUUUCCUUGAAACGCUCGAACCACACAUUCUAGAAGGUCGAAUCCGGUCUGUCCCUCCGACAGUUGUUAAGGCGCUUAUCAAACACUACACAUCCCUCGAACUGGAUAGUCGAUUAGAAGAAAUUAUUUGUCACAUGGACACAAGGACACUAGACAUUGACCAGGUCACAACCCUUUGCAAAAGACAUAAUCUCUAUGAUGCAAUGAUUUAUGUCUGGAAUCGGGCUCUCGGCGAUUACAUUACUCCUAUGAUAGAUCUUCUCUCUCUGUUAGCACCAUUACUAAGGAACGGCGUGGACGAAAACGAGGAUUCAAUUUACGCCGUUAAUGCACUUAAAAUAUUCCCUUACCUUUCCUAUACCCUUACUGGACGAGUUUAUCCUACCGGAGAAGAGCUUACUGAGCCCGAAGCUUCAAAUGCUAAAGCGGCUAUCUAUCAUUUCCUUUUCUUAGGAAAAGCAAUUAAAUGGCCAAAACAUAUGAAUAAACCAUUCCUUACAUCGCACAACUCUGCUAUUGAACCGUCUUACCCAUAUCUUCGACUUAUCCUUCAAUUUGAUGCAUCAAGUUUUCUAAGCGCCCUGAAUGAAGCAUUUGAGGAUCCCUUCUUGAACGAUUCGCCUAAGUCUCUGAGUAACAGCGGGAUAACAGGCUUAUCAGAAGAACGGAUAUUCUGCAUACAUUCAGUAGACCGACAAAGCAUCGUUCAAAUACUUUUAGAAGUCAUGAGCCCCACAGAUUUCCCUCCACAGGAUACAAUAUAUCUCGAUAUGUUCAUUGGGCGAAAUCUGCCGAAAUACACUCAAUUCAUACUUUUAUCAGGAAGUGCUUUGCGCCGUGUUAUUGUCGGUCUUUGUAACUACCCCGGAGAAGAUAUUGCCGAUGACUGUCAACUCAGCGUUGAGUACUUACUCACUGUAUACCAUCCCCCUGAUAUCGACGACCUUGUUGAGCUUUUUAUAAAUGCGAAGUUUUAUCGAGUCCUGAAGUCAAUAUUCCGCUCUGAGAAGCGCUACGCGAGACUGAUCAAAGCUUAUUUCGAAGACCAGGAAUCACAGGAAACGGUUUUUGAUUGCAUUGGAGACUAUCUACGACCUCACAGUGGUCUCAACGAACGCCAGUUUAAAGAGGUCCGAGUUGUCAUUGAGCAGAAUGCACGGCAACUGAUCGAUAUUGAUUGUAUUCGAACAGCACUUGUUGUCAAUACCUACGUUCCCGAGAUCCAUGGGGUUCUCCUUGACUCGAUUGAAGAUCGCACUCAUGAUCAGUUCCUGUACCUCCGUACGAUCCUUGAGCCACAGGACGUGAACGAAGACCAUGGCAACAAAAGGCCAGCAGCAAUGUCAAAUCUCUCAUUCGUAGAGAUAUAUAUUAGGUUAAUGUGCGAAUUCGAUCCCGAUCACUUGUCUGAUUUUGUCGGCGGGUUACAAUCAGGCGAUCUUCGCCUUGAGAAGGUCUUACCGGCGCUGGAGGAUAAUGGGGUUAUGGAUGCGGCGGUUUUAUUGAUGGCUAGAGAAGGUCAAAUUCGGAACGCUAUGAACCGAUUGAUAGCUCACUUUGACACGUUGGAGACAGCUUUGAGCGGUAUACUCAGCGCGACUGUACAUGUACAUGGGUCGCAGUCGGGUGCAGGCGCAGCAACAGAGACUCUACAAUCACUGCAGAAGUAUGCCCAAGUUGGUGUCUGGCUUUGUCGGGGUCAGAUGAAGACCGGAAAACGAAUGAUAAAGGCCUCUAGAGCAAAAAGGAGGUCAGAUGAAGAGCCUUUGAGUGCAGAGGAGAUUCUAUGGCUAGAUCUAGUGGAUGUUGUGGUACGCAUUGCAAAGAAUUGCACCUCAAUUCUGAACAGACCUUCUGCGGACGGGAUGAUAAGCCUUGAUAUUGAAGUCAAUGGCUCAGCCGAUCAUCGCUCAACUGAAAUCGAUAAAGGAAAAGUUAUACAAUCUCUUCGCUUGUUUGUCCAAGACACAUUUUCAGCGCUCCUGGCGGCCACAUCAAGCUCACAAACUGUAUCUUUUCUUCACAUUCUUAGAGCUUUCCUCUCCCGCGCUUCAAUGGCUUCACCUUCGCUCUCAGAACUUCGCAGCGUUCUUGGCGGCAUUUUCGAGGCAUAUUUAUAUGAGGAGCAGAUCUUAUCACUCGCGAAUCGAUUACUUGAAAAAGACCUAUUUGUUCAUGUUGAUGAGGCUGCCACAUUACGCCAGAAAGGAUGGCGCCCAAUAUCACAAACAUGUGAAGCCUGUGGUAAAAGAGUGUGGGCCAUGGUGCGGCGGGUGGUAUCUACACCGCUUGGGAGAAGCAGCGAGUAG
Molecule: messenger RNA, 4584 nt
Organism: Morchella importuna
Lineage: Eukaryota; Fungi; Ascomycota; Pezizomycetes; Pezizales; Morchellaceae
Exons: 5
Coding region: 1-4584 (1527 amino acids)
Biological process (GO): protein targeting to vacuole; endosomal vesicle fusion
Cellular component (GO): HOPS complex; late endosome
Molecular function (GO): protein binding
Source: RefSeq, a predicted model, not a curated record